AUGGCUGGGGUAUCGAUCAGGCCCUCAUUGGCCUGCUUGCGAUUCCUUCGAUCAGGAACAAUCACAUCGAAGCAUUCUCUGCUACGUCCUAUCAGAUCGAACCUCAUGCAAAGCUCCUCUUCAAAUCCUCCCGUGAUUCAAGCUUCAUCACGAUGCAACCGCUCAUUUUCCACGGUGCCAGCUCGUCAAGAUUGGUUGACGCCCAAGAGACCAGAAAAGAGGAAGUCCAUGGUAGGACGACCCCGAAUGCCCACGGGGGGAUCAGUGCGCGGCACGACUGUUGUUUGGGGAGAUUAUGGUUUGCGGAUGAAAGACCACGAUCGAAGAGUAUCGGCAAAACAGCUCAGAGUCGCCGAAGAAACAAUUCAUAGACGACUUCGAGGAGAGAAUUACAAACUAUACAAAAGAGUCAGCGCCAAUAUUGGUGUUUACACCAAAGGCAGUGACGUGCGUAUGGGCAAAGGAAAGGGUAAAUUCGAUUAUUGGGCAGCCCGAAUCCCUGUUAGCAGAAUCGUGUUCGAGCUCAAAGGUGAUCUUCAUGAACAGGUGUUCAGGGAAGCAUUCAGGCUGGCUGGCAACAAGUUGCCGGGCCUAUGGGAGUUUGUAAAGAAGGGGGACCCGCCUGUUGUUGGUAUCACAAAAUUGGGCAAUGGGGUGACAUUGGAAACGCUGAAGCUGGCUAGAAGAGAGGUGGAACCGAAGGACAAAGAGCCACAGCCGAUUGUACCUCCUAUGACAGGAUCACUCCCUCGGACUGGUGCCACCAAAUUGGACUAG
This is a messenger RNA of Rhinocladiella mackenziei CBS 650.93, 777 nucleotides long. RefSeq names its product ribosomal protein L16. Gene Ontology annotation, biological process: mitochondrial translation. The record is from RefSeq and is a predicted model, not a curated record. Gene Ontology annotation, cellular component: ribosome; mitochondrial large ribosomal subunit. NCBI's taxonomy places the organism in Eukaryota, Fungi, Ascomycota, Eurotiomycetes, Chaetothyriales, Herpotrichiellaceae. The transcript has 2 exons. Bases 1 to 777 code for a protein of 258 amino acids. Gene Ontology annotation, molecular function: structural constituent of ribosome; rRNA binding.